UCUCAUUUGACUAGUUCUUCAUCGCCACCUUCUCCCUCCCUCUCUCUCAAUACUAUUUACCAUACUAACAAACUCCCUUCUCUCCUCUCAUUUAUACUUUUCCUCUUUUUCUGCUUCUUACCCAUUAUAAUCUUUCAUUUUUUCCCUCCUUUUACAGAGGAAAACAGGUUUUGUUGUGGUGAGAUCUUUGUUGGAGUGUAGAGAUAUGGAUUUUGCAGAUUACAAGCGUAAGAGCAACUUCCCUAGGAAGAUUUUCCUGGCUGCUGGCCUCAUUGCUGUUUGCUUUCUUCUGUUCAGAAGGUCUCCUAGUUUCACUGGCUCCAGUAAGUUCAAGAUGCAUGAACCCGGGGUAACACAUGUCUUAGUGACUGGAGGUGCUGGGUAUAUAGGUUCUCAUGCUGCUCUCCGGCUCUUGAAGGAUUCAUAUCGUGUCACCAUUGUGGACAAUCUUUCUCGAGGAAACAUGGGCGCUGUUAAAGUUCUCCAAGGACUAUAUCCUGAGCCUGGGCGGCUACAGUUCAUUUAUGCUGAUCUUGGAGAUCCGGCAGCUGUAGACAAAUUGUUUUCUGAGAAUGCAUUUGAUGCUGUAAUGCAUUUUGCAGCUGUUGCAUAUGUUGGUGAAAGUACACAAGAACCUCUCAGGUAUUAUCAUAACAUUACCUCAAAUACGCUGAUGCUGGUGAAAGCAAUGGUGGCUCAUAAUGUCAAGACAUUGAUCUAUUCAAGUACUUGCGCGACAUAUGGAGAGCCCGAGAAAAUGCCCAUCACAGAAUCCACUCCCCAAGUGCCUAUCAAUCCAUAUGGCAAAGCGAAGAAAAUGGCAGAAGAUAUCAUAUUGGACUUCUCAAAGACUUCUGACAUGGCUGUAAUGAUCUUAAGGUACUUCAAUGUGAUUGGAUCAGACCCCGAGGGAAGGUUGGGAGAAGCUCCUAGACCAGAAUUGCGCGAGCAAGGUAGGAUAUCUGGUGCUUGUUUUGAUGCAGCUCGCGGGAUAAUUCCAGGCUUGAAGAUAAGAGGAGUUGACUACACUACGCCCGAUGGGACGUGCAUAAGAGACUAUAUUGACGUCACAGAUCUAAUUGAUGCACAUGUAAAGGCGCUUGAACAUGCAACUCGUGGCAAGGUUGGAAUCUACAACGUUGGCACGGGAAAAGGCAGUUCAGUGAAACAAUUUGUGGAGGCUUGUAAGAAGGCGACGGGAGUGGAGAUAAAGAUAGAGUUCCUGAGCCGACGCCCUGGGGAUUAUGCUGAGGUGUACAGCGACCCGUCCAAGAUCAGGCAGGAGUUGAAUUGGUCGGCCAAGUACACGCUUCAAGAAAGCUUGGCGAUCGCGUGGAGAUGGCAGAAGUUGCACAGAAAUGGCUAUUCUAAGUAACAGAGGCACCUGAAAUGGCUUUCUCUGAUGUCCUUUUUUUUUUUUGUGUAGUAGAUACUUCAUAUUUUACAUGUUUAUUUAGUAUUAUUAUUCAUAUAUACCUCUUGCAAAUGUUUUGGGAACACAGCUGAUCUGAUGUAAAAUUUUGAUUAAAGAUGAAUGAACACCUUUGUUGUUAUCUCAA
Ipomoea triloba (trilobed morning glory) is the source of this 1559-nucleotide messenger RNA. Its product is annotated as UDP-arabinose 4-epimerase 1-like. Gene Ontology annotation, molecular function: UDP-glucose 4-epimerase activity. Bases 206 to 1375 code for a protein of 389 amino acids. NCBI's taxonomy places the organism in Eukaryota, Viridiplantae, Streptophyta, Magnoliopsida, Solanales, Convolvulaceae. The transcript is spliced from 11 exons. The record is from RefSeq and is a predicted model, not a curated record. Gene Ontology annotation, cellular component: cytosol. Gene Ontology annotation, biological process: beta-D-galactose catabolic process via UDP-galactose, Leloir pathway.